UGAGAUUUAUUAGCACAGGUUGUCAAUGUCAUUUCAAAAUUUUCAGGUUAGUAGCUAUGUUAUUGUUUCCCUGAAAUGUGGACUAAUUAUUUGAAUUUGUACAUAUCUCUUUAAUCAAUUUAACCGAUGACUAGUUUUACCAACAUUUCUAUCAUUAUUCACUUUUAAUAAAAAGUUAUUAGUCUUAACAAGUUUUACUUAACAUCAAUUUCAAAUGAGUAUGCCGACUUAUGACCCGGGUCCUGAGCAUUUUCAACAAUUUCCUUCUAACAGGAUAAUUGUCAUUCAUCCCGGAUCGCUGUACGUACGGGUGGGGCGUGCCUCUGACUUGCUGCCCGUGAAACAGCUACACUGCAUAGCCAGAAAGCGCCGGCCGGGCGGGAAGAUUUACCGCGAUCCAUUCAUACCGCCUAGCGUUCCAAAAACUAAGGAGCUCAUCGAGGAACUGGAAGAAUGCCGCCUGCAGAUCUCGCACACGCUGCAGUCGUGUAUGCAGGCAAGCGGCGCGCGGCGCUAUGCUACGCCACCACAACAGAUCGCCGCGUUCAACCGCCGCUCGCUGCCUGACGUAGUCAACGACGGCCAGCCGUGGCCGCAGCUGCAGUGCGACGUGGUGGUGGGCGACGCGGUCCUGGACGUUGAUCCCGAGCUCCCUUACAACAUUCACUUCCCAUUCCGCAGAGGAGACUUCAACUUACACUGCGAAGUUGGAGGGUCCAUUUCGUCCGUCCUCAACGACCUUUAUACAAUCUGGAGCUCAAUUAUCGAGUACAAGCUUGGUAUACCUCUAAUAGAGCUGGUGAAGUAUCGCUGUGUACUGUUAAUACCAGAUAUCUAUUCCAGAAGUCACCUAAAGUACCUUACAUCACUUUUAUUAAAAGACUUAGGGUUUGGUCAUUGUAUCCUUGUUCAAGAGAGUGUAGGGGCAACAUUUGGAGCUGGCAUUGGUUCUGCCUGUGUAGUAGACAUUGGUGACCAGAAGACUGCAGUUUCAUGUGUGGAGGAUGGCAUCUCACACAAAUCUACUAGAUUGAGAAUGGAUUAUGGAGCUGGAGACGUGUGUCAAGCAUUAUCUUGGAUGUUUCAUAAGAGUGCCUUCCCAUAUAAAAAUUGGAAUGAAAAUAUACCCAGAGAUGUUUUUCUGAUGCGCAAUUUAUAUCAAGAUUUUUGUCAUGUAAACUUAGAUGUCUGUGGACCUCAAGAGAAAACAUUUUUAGUUGACCACCCAGGGGAUAUCAUCAAUAAAUAUACUUUGCAAGUUGGUGAUGAGUGCAUCAUAUCACCACUAUCAUUGUUUUAUACUGAUUUACUUAAAAUAACUGGACCAAAAAUGACUAAAAUUCAGAAUCGUCAACUUAGUGAUGCAGAAGAUCCAUUUGAUGCGGAAUUCUUAAGGGAAACAGGUAGAAAACGUGAGACUGCCGACCCUGGUAACAACGAAAGUCAACAACUUGAAGGAUUGAACGAAAGCCAGCCAACUGCAAAUCCUGAUGAGGAUAUAGUAGUAGAUACUUUAGAAGGUGUCUCAGGAGAGGUUGCUUUGGCCCCUGGACAAGUUUUGAGUUUGGAUGCUGCAAUACUACAAAGUAUAGACAGCUGUCCUAAUGAAGAGCUGAAACGUAAAAUGUACAGUAGCAUUUUGAUCAUUGGUGGAGGGGUUAAAGUUCACGGACUAAACUUGUGGCUUCAGAAUAAGUUAGCCUUACAAAUCCCUUACAUUUACAAGACUGAGCAACUGGAAAUAGUGACUUCUCCUAAGGACAUUGAUCCAGCCAGCACUGUGUGGAAGGGUGCAGCAGUCAUGUCAUGUUUAGAGUCGGCCUCAGAGUUGUGGAUCAACCAAAACGAAUGGAACAGAUAUGGGUUAAAAAUAUUAAGAGAGAGAGCUCCAUUUAUUUGGUAAAUUGUAAAUCUUUUUGUUUUCUUUAAGAGUCAUACAGUCUUUACAAAAGUAUAAAGAUGUUUAGACCUUUACCCAUUUUUUAUAAUAAACGCCUAUGAUGUAGUUGGACAUCCCACAUUCUUAUAAUCCAUACUUAUUAAUAUAUACUUGUACUAUAAAUAUAAAUAGUUAAGUACUGCUGUU
Messenger RNA from Pararge aegeria (speckled wood butterfly), 2086 nucleotides. It is a transcript of the gene Arp8, whose product is annotated as actin-related protein 8. Gene Ontology annotation, biological process: regulation of DNA-templated transcription; double-strand break repair. NCBI's taxonomy places the organism in Eukaryota, Metazoa, Arthropoda, Insecta, Lepidoptera, Nymphalidae. The record is from RefSeq and is a predicted model, not a curated record. The coding region runs from base 215 to 1903 and encodes 562 amino acids. Gene Ontology annotation, cellular component: Ino80 complex. The transcript has a single exon.